UGCUUCGCCUCAGGCGGCGCGGCUUCCUCUUCUUCUCCCUCCUCCCCCUCCCCCUUCUUCUCCCUCAGGAGCCUCCUUUUCCCCUCAGGCGCCUCUUCCUCCUCCUCCGGCUUCUCCGACCCACAACGCCCGGGCCAACCCUUUGCCCGGCCCGGGGGCGACGGCCACGACCACGCCGGGGUCGGCGGGGCCUCCUCCUCUUCCUCCUCCUCCUUCUUCUUCGGCUUCCCCCCCGCCGGCGCCUCCUCCUGCUCCGCCGCCGCCGCCCCACCGGGAGCCGGCCUACAACUGGCAGGCCACGAAGCCGACGGUGCAGGAGCGCUUCGCCUUCCUCUUCAACAACGAGGUCCUCAGCGACGUCCAUUUCCUGGUCGGCAAAGGGCGGGCUGGCGCCCAGCGCAUCCCGGCCCACCGGUUUGUGUUGGCCGUUGGCAGUGCAGUUUUCGAUGCUAUGUUCAACGGUGGAAUGGCCACGACCUCCACAGAGAUAGAACUGCCUGACGUUGAGCCAGCUGCUUUCCUAGCUUUGCUGAAGUUUCUGUAUUCGGACGAAGUCCAAAUUGGGCCAGAGACCGUCAUGACAACGCUUUAUACGGCCAAGAAGUACGCGGUCCCUGCCCUGGAAGCCCAUUGUGUGGACUUCCUCAAGAAAAACCUGAGAGCGGACAACGCUUUCAUGCUCCUGACGCAGGCACGGCUCUUUGACGAGCCCCAGCUCGCCUGCCUUUGUCUGGAGAACAUCGAUAAGAACACGUCCGACGCCAUCAAUGCCGAAGGCUUCACGGAUAUCGACCUGGACACGCUGGUGGCCGUCCUGGAGCGGGACACCCUGGGCAUCCGGGAGGUGCGCCUCUUCAACGCCGUGGUCCGGUGGGCCGAAGCCGAGUGCCAGCGCCAGCAGCUGCAGGUGGCACCCGAGAACAAGCGCCAGGCCCUGGGGAAGGCCCUCUCGCUCAUCCGCUUCCCCCUGAUGACAAUUGAGGAGUUUGCGGCGGGGCCAGCUCAGUCAGGCAUCCUCACGGACCGGGAGGUGGUCAGCCUCUUCCUCCACUUCACUGUCAACCCCAAGCCGCGGGUGGAGUUCAUCGACCGGCCGCGCUGCUGCCUGCGAGGCAAGGAAGGCAGCAUCAACCGCUUCCAGCAGGUGGAGAGCCGCUGGGGUUACAGCGGGACCAGCGACCGGAUCCGGUUCUCUGUUAACAAACGGAUAUUUAUUGUCGGUUUUGGGUUGUACGGCUCCAUCCACGGCCCGACAGAUUACCAAGUAAAUAUACAGAUCAUCCACACAGACAGCAACACGGUCCUUGGCCAGAACGACACAGGCUUCAGCUGCGACGGCUCGUCCAACACCUUCCGGGUGAUGUUCAAGGAGCCCGUGGAGAUCCUGCCUGCUGUCAGCUACACAGCCUGCGCAACGCUCAAGGGCCCCGAUUCCCACUACGGGACCAAAGGGCUGCGUAAAGUGAUUCACGAGUCGCCGACGACGGGGGCCAAGACCUGUUUCACGUUCUGCUACGCCGCCGGCAACAAUAACGGCACCUCGGUGGAGGAUGGACAGAUCCCCGAGAUCAUCUUCUACACCUAAAGGGGUGUGUGUGUUUCCGUUUGGGCCACUGCUGGAGACUCAUGGCCGGCCAGACACGUGCACCGCUUCCUCCUCCCCACUCUUUUAAUGCCCCCUCCUGCGCUGAUGUCGCCAUCUUGCCUUCUGCCAUACUGACCGGGGGGGGGGGUAGUCUGAAGAAGACAAACGACUAAGCGGACAGGCUGUCUGAGAUCGCACUUGCCGAACACGCCGGGAGCUCAUGCAGGACAGGACAUGGACCGGUUGAGCCCCAUUGGCCUGGGGGGGCGCCCCCGACCCCUUCAUUGCACUGAAUGUAGCUGCUUUUUCUUCCCUCUGGCUGUUGGCGGGGGGGGGGAGGCAAAGUCACCCUUGCGAGGAGCCACCAAAGAGAUUCUCUUAAGCGGUGUGGAUGACAGUGGAAAGAAGAGGCCUGGGUGGGCAAUGGAGAUCCUGGCCUGAACGGGAUGGCUCCGAUACUCUUGGAAGUCUUUCCCUCCUGCACGUGGGCGGUGGGCGAUUCCCUGCAUGCGGCAGCAGCCUUUUCAGAUAAUCCUGGAAACACCCCCCCCUCAGCUGAUGGUGGCCACCGAGGGGAGGCCGCCCAGCUUUCAAGAGCUCGUAGACUGAUUUCGGAGUGCCGACGGUCCGAGGUUUGCCUCCGCCAGCUUGCUUUGCCCUCCCCGUGGGUGCGUUCACUUCAUUCUCCAGCCUGGGGGGGCGGGGGCGGGAGGGAUGGGAAGCAGUGGUUUCCUUUGGCAUUGGCGUUCCCCACACAGCCUGGAUCGUUGUUGUCAAGGAAGCCUGGUCCUUAGUCCAUUUCUGCUGCUAAUAAGAGUGCAACAUAACAAUGCAUGUUGUUCUCCGGUCGUGUUCUGUGGUCUCGUUCCCGUUGAGAAAGCUGUCGCUGUGACGGUUGGCAACGAGGCGGUGUCUUGCCACCCCCCUGAAAACCAGGAAGAAGUUGAGCGGGCUGUGAGGUGCCCUAAAUGGAGGUUCCCAAGAAUCUUGUGAGAAUAAUCAUCCUCUGAGAAUGGCUGAACUGGAAGGGACCCUCUGCAUCAGCCAGUCCAGUCCCUGUCAAGGAGCGGGGAGUGUAGGUCUGUUUAUUCAUGGUUGUGCAAAAUUACCCCUUUUCAUGUCCCUGGUUGAAGCCAUGGAAUAACCUGACCGAUGCUGGCUGGUUUAAGCAUCCGGUCACCGGGGAAGGCUGUCCACCUUCCAAAACUGGCUUAUUUUUCCCCCCUCGUUGGCUUCAGCCGGACAUGGACUGAACCGUCUGUGGCGAUCACCCCUUUAUUGCCCCUUUUUCUUUGGGCCUCACAAAGGAACACAUGCCCUUUUCCCUGCCACCAGGUAUUCUUCUAAUACCACUUCAAGUCCCACACAGGAGCUGUCACCCCAAAAGGUCAUAUACUUUAGGAAGCAGGGUUUAUGACUGAUUAAAUAUUCUUUUAUUAUUAUUCAACAGGAAAAUCAUAGGUGAGUUGGUUCAGGUUCAGUCACUUUACUAUCAAUUUUAUAUCUCUCUUGUUAUGCUUAUGCGUUCAUUCCUGCUUGUUCCAUGUGUUUUACUUUCAGAAACCUUUAACCUGUUCCUAAACCCUAACACUCUCUGUACAUCUUCUGGUCCCUGACUCUACCUCUCCCUCACUCCAACUGUCCCUUCAACUCCCUCUAACUGUCACUCCAGCUCCGCCCCUCCUUCUCUAUCUUUGGCUCCUCCCCCUUAGUGGCUGUGAUGGACAGGCAGGAAUGACGUCAUUUUUUUGGAUUCCGCUACACCGUCUCUCUCGGCAGGCUUUCCAUGUGAUGCUUCACCUCCUAAGGGCUCCUCUUAGCAUCGCUUCUGCUGGUGAUCCCCCAGCUCGGAUCACAUGGUUUCCUCUAAAGUCAUGGAUAAGAGUAAUCUAUGCUCUUUUUGAAUUUAAAGAAAAGCAGGGGGUGCCCCUCUGUUACCAGCUAGGGAAGUGACGGUGCUGGUUUCGCGUCCCCCCCACGCCCUUUCUGUGAAGCCACCUGUCUGACCAUCCAGUCCCUCAUCUUCAGGCUCUGUUCAAGGGAGCUUGACGUUUCCCACGGGUAACUCCGACACUGGUGGAGUCCCUUGUGAAGCAGUGGGAAGGGUGCCCAUCCUGCACCCCCUCCCCCCCUCCAUAGGUGAGAGGUCUCGAUGGUUCCUCUUAACCAUUUUGAGGGCUCCUGGAUGCUCUGUAGGGGAACUCUCGCGACACAUCUUUAGGUUCACAUACCAGAUUGGCUGAAGACGUUUAAAGAGCCUAGCCGUGGUCUUUAAACCUAGCUGGGCUGAUUUGGACUGUGUCAAGUCUUGAGAAAACUUCCUGGUGAAAAAGCAUCAACUGAGGCACAUUUGGGGGGCUAUGUACUCAAAUCUCCUUCCCUCCCACACCAGUGGACUGCUUCUGUGUGGCCCGUGGUACUCCUCACGGUGGCCAAUAUGACAAACGGGUCCAUUCCUCUGUGGCCAACCCUCGGGUGAGGCGAGAGCCCAUGUGUUGUUGGCUUUCCUUCCAGAGUCAUGGCGCCACUGGCCUCGCUGAGGGCCGGAACCUUGCUUUGCCUAGCUGCUUUCCCUGCAGAGGUGAAUAAAUCCCUAACCCCCUCCCUCUUGGGACCUUCUCCGUUUUUUUUUUUCCUUUCACCAGAGAGGCAGGUUCCCUGAGCGGUAUACCUAACCCCCCCCCACCUCAUCUUAUAACAGAGAAGGGAGAAAUCACUGGAUGAAUUCCAAACAAGGCUUUAUUAGCUCUGUGUGUGAAGGGGACAACUUAUUGUCUGCGAUCACAGCUCAGUGUAGAAAAAGUGAGCGGAAUCCUCUCCUUUGGCAUGCCUCGUGGGCCCCCUUUUUCAAUUACAGAACGGGUUCCUGGCGUGGGUGGGAGGUCUGCAACACACCAAAGGGACCUCCCCACAAGCCCAGUUCUUGGUGCCCCGGGGCAAAUGCUGAUGUUGCGUGCCAUUAGCCGUGGAGAAUUCCUUCCCCCUUUGGAGGAGCCCCACAGAGUGUGUGAGUGUGUGGAGAUCCCGGGAUGUGUGAAGGACCUGCAGGGUGCCCAUGCCAUACUCUAAAUACAAUCGUGAAUGUAUUCCACCCACUGUAUUUGGCAUUCACCCCCAUUUUCUUUUUCUCUCUGCUUUUCAGUUUGUAAAUAAGAAUAAAAGGCAAGCGAGGUUUCUCAUUUUA
Molecule: messenger RNA, 4769 nt
Organism: Pogona vitticeps (central bearded dragon)
Lineage: Eukaryota; Metazoa; Chordata; Lepidosauria; Squamata; Agamidae
Gene: BTBD2
Product: BTB domain containing 2
Biological process (GO): neurogenesis
Cellular component (GO): cytosol; P-body
Molecular function (GO): protein binding
Source: RefSeq, a predicted model, not a curated record